Molecule: messenger RNA, 4317 nt
Organism: Ylistrum balloti
Lineage: Eukaryota; Metazoa; Mollusca; Bivalvia; Pectinida; Pectinidae
Exons: 12
Coding region: 788-2335 (515 amino acids)
Source: RefSeq, a predicted model, not a curated record
GUUUGUGACGGGAGAGUCACUUCACAAAACUUCACAAAAUCUCCGGGGUUAACAAAAGACAGCUUUGACAGACAAAGAAAACAAGUAAACAAGCUCCUAAAGAAGAAAAUUUGCACUGACUUCAUCACAUUCGAUGACAUCAAGUACCCAAAAGAUUUUUUACCAGACCAGGUCCACUUACAGACACCCACAUCAGAUAGAAGAAACACAGGAAUCAUCAAGUAUGGCAACAGGAUCAGAAGAAUUUUAUGCAAACCAACUGCAUAAUAAAAUAACCAAAACAGCCCUUUUCAGGGCUACACAAAUGUCUAGAAAAGUAACCAUUGUUUUGUAUACAUAAAAUAUACGCUCUGUCGAAAAAUAUUGCGUCUUCUCGCCUUGUGUUGUGAUAAUAGCCGGAAUCGCAUGAAAGGAACGUUUAACAACACCCUGGGAAGAACGGUUGUGACAGUCGUACACGACACAAACGUUUACCAUAGCUGAAAUAGCUUGUUUAGUUUGUCCAAAUAAUGCUACCACGAUGAAUAUUUAUAGAAAUAACUUUGACCUACAAGAUGGCGGACGGAAGCAUUAUGGGUAGAGUUGUGACGUCACGAGACUAGGAGUUUUUUAACAGACUGAUGUGGAAGCUGCUGACGUAACAAAACGAAGCAUGAAAUGAAAGCUGAAGGGAUGUCCCAGAGGAGCAACCACCAUAAUUAAUUAAAGGGACAAACACUUCUGUCUACAUCAGUUCCUUCGUUGGUGUUAUUGCUGUCCAGGUCAUUGAGGACAUAUUUUUCUCAGUAUGCCAGAACAAACAGCAGACCAGUUCGUAUCUGGUGGUUUCUAUUUAACAGGUGUUGAUAUUCACUGCUCUAAAUGUAAAAAAAAGCUGGAAGCUGGGCAGUCAGACAACAAUUUCACAGUGACAAGGAAGAGAGAUCAAAUUGAUCAAAGACAACCUACACAACCUGAUCCACAUGUAGAGAGACGUAUGCUGCUGCAGUCCAUCCAGUGUUUCAUACAUUUGUGUAUAUGUUGUCAGUCUAGACCUGAUCCACAUGUAGAGAGAUAUAUGCAGCUGCAGACCAUCCACCAUGGAAAUCACAGCUCAACUAAACCAAAGGCACAAAGGAAACAUAGAUUAAAGAAAAAAAAUAUUACAGAUGGAUGGCUCAAUAAAAUUUUACUGGUGAUGCUCAACAUAUUUGUGAUAUUACCCACCUGUUUCACAGCCAGUUUGACAGGAUGCCUGUCUCCACACUACAUCAUACAUGAAAAUGGAUUGUGUUGUGGUGUGACAUCAUGUGAAAUUGAUUUUGAAGUGUUGGUUUGUGAACAAAAUUAUGGCAAUGAUACUUGUUCUCGUUGUAAAGAAGGGAGUUUCCUUCUAGAUGCAACAACUUCAGAGACGGUCACACCCUGUGUCAGCCCUUUGUGUGUAAAAAAUGUUACCAUAGUAUCGAAGGUGAAGUCAACAACUAUAAAUCCACGUGCUUGCCCGCAAUGGUGCAAGUGUGACCUCAAAUAUCAAUAUUGUGGUACAGACCCAUGCAAUUGUGAGAAGAAGACCUGUUCCUAUGGGUCAAUUCUACAGCAGGACUGUGGAUGUAGACCAAUCACACCCAGUCCACCAAAAACUACUCCAAAAGAUAUUAUUCCAGUGACAACGAGAAAAUCUGUGACCUAUGAGAUUAAUACACCAGUGAAUAGCAGUGCUUUGUCUGGGUAUACCACAACUCCAGUUACUGUAACUUCAGGUGUACUUAUCACCACUGAAAGUCCUGACAAUCAAUCUUCUGGAGUGGUCAUUGCUGUUAUCGUCAUCAUUGUUAUCGUCAUCAUUGUUAUCUUCAGCAUUAUAGGUAUUGUGAUAUUUGUGGUGCGAAGAAAAAAGAAAAAAAUGAAAAAAAAGAACAAAAAAGAAAAUAAACCUGUACCCAAGGGCAGAGCAUCAGAUGCAGCAGAGCGAUAUAGAGUCGAGGGAGGAGUUUAUAUAAAAAAGGCUGGAAAUGUCUCUUUUUCUAAUGGUUCGGCUGUAAGACAGAAAGACUCAAAGAGCAGUUUUGAGGAUGAGAGUAUUAAUGAGGUAACUCCUCUUAUGCAUCAAGGGGCUGACACUACCAGGUGCAACAGUGACAUUGAGGAAGGUACUCCUGUCCGAUCAGGUAAUACGGAUGAGAAUGAGGAUAACUGUACUUCUGGUUCUAAUGUAGAAGAAGACGCUUAUCAUCAGACAAACACUAAAACUGUUUUAACAAAUGAUUCAGCUGAUGCAAAGUCAAAGCAGCAAGCCGGAGUGCAACGCAGGGAUGAAGUGACACCAACCAAAACGUUCAAAGGGUUUUUUUGAAAAUAAUUUGGUCUGAAAGACUCAUAAGGCCUUGUUUAUUUUAGAGGGCUGCCUCCUCGACAUAUACUGACCAAAUGACACCAGUCUUUGGGUACAUAGCUUUAAAUAGUCAGAGAAUAGUAGAGCUGAAAAAGGACACUUCUACUUAACUUCUUCAAUAGAAGGCUCACUACUUAUCUAUCAACCAUUGUACUUAUAUUUAAUUUCUACUAUGGAAACAAUUUGGAUCAUAUAUGUAGGUUUCUUUUCUGUCAGUUUGUCCUUCUGUCAGUCCAUCUGUCUUUCUGUCAGUUCAACCAUUUUUGUUUUGUCUGAUGAGGUGAAAUUUGGUUUGUAACUUUGAUUUAUGCAGAAGCGACAGAUCAAGCUUCAGUGUAUUGUAAUAGUUUAGAAACGUUACAAAAUUUCUUAACCAAUAGACCUUGACGCAACUCUUAAUGUAAUAACGGCGCUAAUGUAAUAAUUGUUACAUUAAGCGUUGCAACCGUUAUGCUUAAUGUAAUAAACUUAUCUUUAUUACAUUAAGAGUUGCAAUUGUUAAGCUUAGAGUAAUACAGAAUAAAUUAUUACACUAAGCGUUGUGAUUGUAUUUAAAUUACCACUAAUCUAACAAUUUUUAUACUGUUACGGAAGUGCACUGCGUGUAGAUUACAAGACAAUGUAGCAAUAAUAUACUAUAAUGGUGUAUGUUUCCGUCAAGGUUUGGAGGGGCCGAGGUGUCGGUGGUCGAACUGUCUAGUUGCGCCCUGUGAUCCUUGUAUCAUAUCACCUCCUAGGUUUUGAGAUCUGUGAGGAGACUAGACUUCCAUGAAUACAAUAUUGCAAUGUUAUGUUAUGCAGUGUUGAUCAUUAAAAAGAUGAUAAGAUUAUGUAAUUUGAUCGCGUGUAAAUUCUUCUUAAUCUAAAAGGUACAGCCAAAACCUGUGACCUUCCAAAAAAAGCGAAUAUUUUUUCAAACACAAUAUGUUGGUUUUAAGAAAUAUUUUGAUGCAUUUUGACUACAAAAGAAGCUAUUUUCGAAAGGCCUUAUUAAUGCAACUAUAUCUUAGCAACAACAUAACAAAGGAGCAACACAAAGCAAUAACCCUUUGAUUCCGUGACCUUGAAAGUUGGACCAAAAAAGGGUGGUGUUGUAUUGUCGACAGCUUAAGUCAUUCGCAGAUAAUAUCAUAGGUACAUGGCAUGCAUGGCAGACACAAAACAUGUACCCAACCCAUUACCCACACCGUUAUACUGAUUCCAGGCCAUUCAGUUCCUUGCAGUAUUAAUGUUUUCAGGGGAAAGCUGCAAGUACCAUUUUAAACGUCUUUGAUAUGACACGGCUGACAGGAUCAUCUAAUGUGUAUGCAUAGAAAAAGUGAGGUAACUGGCAUUUUAGCCACAUGCAAGGUUUGAUGGCAUUCUAAUCAUUAAUCUUAUCACAACUGAAGCUAUCAUCGGAAAACAAUGUAAUAAAAAAAUUAUUUAUUUAUAUUAUAUAUCAUAUUUUACCAAUAUCAUAUGAUCAAUGUUGUUAACCAUGAUUUCUCAGUUCAUGCACUGUCUUCCAUUUUCCAUGUGUAAAUGUUUUUACAUUUUAUAAUUCCUGUAAGUUCAACUUGUGGGAUUAAACUGAAUCUUGUCUGAAAUGAGACUGAGAUGGUCCUUACCAAGGGUGGUUAUUUUCAGGCAGAUCUGAUUCUAAUCUGGCCAUCUAUUCCACCAUCUUGGAAAACAUUUUAAACUUCUUCUUGGUGCUAUCAAGCUAGAAAGUGGUAGGUACAAAAUCAAUCAUGACUUAAUAUCAUUGCCAGGUUUUUAUCUCCUUCCAAUUAUUUGUGUUUCCUUUGAUAGAGAGUUUCCAUUAGUAUCUUGUGUCUGCUUCAUUUUGAUGUGUCUUUAAUGUAUUCUGUUGUGAAAUCUCAUUUACUCUAUUGACUCUAUUGAUACCGAAAAUGUAUGUAAUUAAAAUGCUUUAUAUGACCAAUUUUUAUAUUUUCAUA